This is a messenger RNA of Antechinus flavipes (yellow-footed antechinus), 1026 nucleotides long. Its product is annotated as olfactory receptor 6C1-like. Gene Ontology annotation, cellular component: membrane. The transcript has a single exon. Lineage: Eukaryota; Metazoa; Chordata; Mammalia; Dasyuromorphia; Dasyuridae. Bases 70 to 1026 code for a protein of 318 amino acids. Gene Ontology annotation, biological process: G protein-coupled receptor signaling pathway. The record is from RefSeq and is a predicted model, not a curated record. Gene Ontology annotation, molecular function: G protein-coupled receptor activity; olfactory receptor activity.
UGUUUUUAAUUGUUUCCUUUUUUUUUUUUUUGUAAAUUGUAGAUCUACUAGAUAAGAGAGAAAAUAAAAAUGAAAAAUCAUACACAGGUAACUGAGUUCAUCCUCCUGGGACUGUCAGAUAACCCAGAGCUUCAAAUGCUUAUUUUUUUCUGCCUCUUACUCACCUACGUACUCAGUAUUGCUGGAAAUGUGACUAUCAUCAUCCUUACUCUGCUGGAUUCUCACCUCCAGACCCCAAUGUAUUUCUUCCUCCGAAAUUUCUCCUUCUUAGAAAUUUCAUUUACAACUGCCAGUGUUCCAAGAUUCUUAAGCAACAUUAUUACUGAGGACAAUACCAUUUCAUAUAAUGAUUGCAUGGCUCAGUUCUUUUUUGUCAUUCUCUUUGGAGGAACUGAAUUUUACCUUCUAGCGGUCAUGUCCUAUGAUCGCUAUGUAGCUAUCUGCAAACCUUUACAUUAUACGACCAUCAUGAGCAACAGAAUCUGCACAUUGCUUGUGGUCUGCUCAUGGUUGAUUGCAUGCAUGAUCAUCUUCACUGAAAUCAUUCUGAUUCUUCAGCUUGAUUAUUGUGCUGAUAAUAUAAUUGACCACUUCAUUUGUGAUUAUUCUCCCCUCUUACAGCUAUCCUGCACAGAUACCCAAUUUUUAGAAACAUUUGGCUUUUUCUGUGCUGUAGUUACUCUUCUGUUUACACUGACAUUAAUAAUCUUCUCCUACACAUAUAUCAUCCAGACAAUUAUGCGGAUUCCCUCUGUCAGUCAGAGGAAAAAGGCCUUUUCCACUUGUUCUUCUCAUAUGAUUGUCAUCUCCAUUUUUUAUGGCAGCUCCAUCUUCAUGUACAUGAAACCCUCAGCAAAGGACAGAAUUAAUCUGAGUAAGGGAGUUGCUGUGCUUAAUACAUCAGUUGCCCCUGUAUUGAAUCCCUUCAUUUAUAGUCUAAGGAAUCAGCAAGUGAAACAAGCUUUCAUGAACAUGAUGCAGAAGAUUGUCUUUUCUUCAAGUAAAGGAAAAAUUUUGUCCAACUGA